Molecule: messenger RNA, 2975 nt
Organism: Leptopilina boulardi
Lineage: Eukaryota; Metazoa; Arthropoda; Insecta; Hymenoptera; Figitidae
Exons: 1
Coding region: 1-372 (123 amino acids)
Source: RefSeq, a predicted model, not a curated record
AUGUACGAUGUUAAUAAUGUGUACGAGCUGCGAGAGAGACUGGCUAGUAUUCAUUUUGAACCUUUUCCUGUUGUCAAUUUGGACAUUUACAGUCAAAAUGAACAUGACAAUCUAUUUGAAAUGAGAAACUCCCACGAGAACGAUAGUAAUUACAACGAAUAUCGGCUGCCGCCACCUUUUCCUUUUCAAUACGAAAGUCCACUCUAUUCACGUUCAAUCAGCAUUGCCGAUGAUGUUUUUGAUUCUGGCAAUAAUAACAAUAACGCAGUGACAACACCCGGCUAUGAUGAAAACGAUUAUGAUGACGUUGACGAUGACGAAAAUCCCAAAAAGGGAAUUUUAAAACAAAUGUUUUGCCUACCUUUAAAUUAAACAAUUUUUAUUAUAUUGGAAACAAAGCCUACAAAAUUGAGAAGUCGAAAUUGUAAUAAAAAAUUUAAUUAAAAUUUUUUUUUACAAUUCAAAAUCUCUGAGUAGAAUUAAAAUUAUCUCAAUUGACAAAAGGCAAAAUCACUGCAAAACCAGAAACACUUUAUUCGCUCGAAAAGACGGUGGCAGCUAAUUUGCGUUUGUAGUUUAUUGUUAUAAUAAUGAAAGUUCCUUACUCAAAAUACAUUUUCAUGUAUAUAUAAAUUUAGAAGCCACUCAAUCAUGUUAAAAAAAUUUAAUAUUAACCAUAUAUUGUCAAAUUGAAAAAUCAUUAGCCAUCUUAUUGAAAGAUUUGUCGUUAUAUUGUCGGAUUGAGAGAUUAGUCAUUCUCUAAUGUCAAAUUGAACAAUGAUAAUUAAUCACGUCAAAAUUGAAAAAUUAUUAGCAAUAUAAAAAAAAUAUAUUUGGCACAAAUUAGAGAAAUCUUCGAAAAAUUAGGAAACUAUUAAUCGUAUUGAAAUGGUGUAAUGUUAAGAAAAGAAAAAAAAAUUCAAGCACUGGGUCUGCUUGUAUUGUUGAUCGUAAAUUUAUGUUAUAUAAUCAAAAUUGUGAAUUGAUGUUUUAUAUCUUGAACUCCAGUUGAAAGGGCGUUAAUUCUUUUUUUUUUUUUUUUUUUUUUUUUUAAAUACUUUGACCUUUCUUUGCUUGAAAAGUAUGUCAAGUAAACUUUAAAAACAUUUUCUUUUUUUUUUUUGUAAAUUAUUUUUUUAUAAAUAUUUUUAUUUUUCGUAAACAUUUUAUUUUUUGUAUAAAUACUUUUUUUUAUUUUUCAAUAAAUAAACUGGAUUCCCAAAUUGGAAUCUUAAUUAUAAAAAAAUUGCUAACUUUUGCCGUAAAGACCCAUAAUUAAAUUUGGCAAAAGAUGAAAGAAAGACGCUUAGUUGUGAAACUUUUCAAUCCAAUAUUAUAAGAAUAAUAGUAAAAAAUAUAUAAAUAUAUAUAUAUAUAUAUAUAUACAAAUUAACUUGGAAUUGUAUUGAGAACGUUAAAUGAAGAAUAUGGCCGUUCAAAGUAUUUUUAUAAAGUCUAAUUUACGUUUUAAUUAUUGAUCAUUCCAGAGAUCUUAUAUCGAUAGAUAUGAUAUUGUUCAAGUUCUAUAUUAAAAAAAAAAACAUCAUUAUUAUUGAUAUAUUAAAAUAUCUAUAUUAAUGAAAGAAUAUUAGUUCCUUGACGACGAAAUGAAGUAUAUAAAGACAGCGAUAAAACAAAAAAAAAAAAAAAGACAGAGAAACAAUUAGUUACGUAUAAUAUGUAAAUAAUUUAAUUAGGGAAUUAUAGGAAAAGUGAUUAAAGCAUUUACUAUGAUAUUCGUCGUGGGAUAUAUUUUAAAAUAUAAGAAAGUGUCGAGUAUAUAUCAAAGGUUUAAAAAGAAAAAAAAAAUUGAAAAAAUAAAAUAGUACACACGGUGAAAGAAAAAAUAGGCUCAAGCGAUUUUGAAAUUCGUCGCAUAUAACAUGUAUAUAAUAAUAAUAAUAUAUGACAAAGAUUCGAAAAAUGUAGGUUUUCUAGGAAAUUACCAAUUAAGAUUCUAAAAAAUGAAACAGAAAUUGCCAUUUAUGGCAAAAAAAAAAAAGUUUUACUCGCAGAGGCCUGAUAUUUCAUAAGCCCAUUUUAAUAUUACUCACAUAACGACUUUAAUUACUUAGAUUGUACUUACCCAAGCUUCAAAACACAGAAUUUGAAACAGAAAACAAUUUUUCAAAGACGAAUGUAUUAUAUGAACAUAGUUCAAUGUAUCCUAUAUUUAAGUUCUUUUUUUUUCUUUUUUUAUUUAUAAUUUUUCCUUCAAGAAAAAAAAUUUUAUUUCUUAAUUUGGAAAAAUAUUAUUUUUAUUUCCAUAUUUCUUUGGGAAUUAAAGCAAAAAAAAAAAAAAAAAAAAAUUCAUAAUAUAUCGACAUUUUAUUUUUCAUUUAAAAAAAAUUUUUUUUUCGCGUUUUGUAUUUUCUUGUAAAAAAAAAAAAUAAUAAUAAUAUUAAUUUCAAAGCCGUUUCACAUCUGUUUUAAGAUCUGAUAUAUUAGUUGAAUGACCACAGAUUGACAAUUUCUUUCAUUAUUCAUUACAAAAAACUUAUAAAAGAAUCUUCAUUAAUCUCAUGUAUUUCUGGUCUUCCAAUCCAUUUUACAAUGUUAUUUUUUUCUAUAUUGUAUAAAGAAAUUGAAUAACGAUUUUAUAUGAUGGAUUUAUUUUUUAUUAUUAAUAUUAUUAUUAUGAUUGACAUAUUAUAUGAUCCCCGUGACAAUUUUGCCAAAGACGUGUCUACUGAGUCGUUUGGAUUUAAAUUAUUGCUUUUUUAAAAUCAGGAAAUAAAAAAUGAAUCACAUAUAAUGUUUAAUUCUGACAAUUUUUUUUUUUUUUUAAUGAAAAUUCAGUCGCUAAUAAACAUAUUUAGGAGUGUGAUAUAUGGUUUAUUGAAUUUACAAGAGUACGAUAUAAUGUUGAUAAUAUUAUGAUUUAGUAUUUAACACAAUAUGUAUUAUUUUAUACACAGCUCUUAAAAAAAAGAGUAUAUUUACUUUGCAGAGAAAUAAACACUUUUAGGAAAAGA